AUGCUCCACAGCGGUCUGUGGAGCAAGGGGAGCAGACAAAUGCCGAGCCUUCGACAACCAUUACGUGUUACGGAUGUCUUUAGAAAUCCAGACAAUAUACAAAUUCAAGUAGCCCUGGACAUUUUCUUUGAGCGCAUCUAUCCCCUUCCGGGAUAUGCCUUUCUGCACCGCGCCUCGCUGUAUGACCGGUUUCACAGAGGACAGGCCGACCAGAGCCUCCUUCUCUCAAUUAUCGCUGUUUCGACUUGUUUAACGGAGACAGACUCGUCGAAGCGUGAGUACGCGGCUCAAUGCCUGACCAAGGCAGAACAGCUUAUUGUUAACAAUCUUUCUCAACCGUCCAUUAUUCGAACGCAGGCAUUACUUUUGAUAGUACGGUGUAAGAUGUGCCUUGGGCAGUAUUCCUCUGCAUUUCCGCUUGUGUCGCUACUUUCUCGGUUUGCCUUUAGUUUACGAUUGAAUUACGACAACCAGAGAGUUUGCUUUCUGGCCCGGGAAGCUCGUCGUCGUCUUAUGUGGGCCAUCUAUAUGCUUGACCAAACCUGGGCGGCGGGACUAUUAGAAUUCACCACCUGCCCAGUAGAUGCUAUCUAUGUUGGCCUUCCGUGUCCCGAGGACAUAUGGGAGCUGGAUGUUUCUCCGGAGACCGAAGUACAACUCAAGUCACAGACUAAACUUCCUGGAUUACUAGCAGCAAAUGUCUGUGUCUCCUACUUAAGGGACAAGGUCCUGCGCCAUGCAAAGCGAUUUGCCGCCGGGAAUUGCAGUGCCAUUGAGAUAAUGUAUGGGAUACGAGAGCUGGAAACUGAGCUCGAGCAGUUCUAUCUCCGCCUGCCUCCAUCAAGUGCCUAUUCAGAGAGGAAUCUAAGACUCCGUGCUCAUUCAUCCUGGCUGCCUCGGUUUAUUGUUCUACAUGUCCUAUGGCAUCAAUGCUACUGCGACCUGUAUCGCUGCAUUACUAGUGGACUAAUCGAGUCUGUUCCGGCAUCCACCUUGAAUGAAUUUGAUACUGCAUUUGUUCUCAGGUGUCGGGAACAGUGCACGCACCAUGCAGUACAGAUUGCAGGUAUUCUUACCUCGCUGACCGAUCUCAGGUUGGAGUUCUUAGUCCUCCCACUGGACGUGGCUGUUUGUGCGUACCAGUGCAUACGCCUCCUCCUCCAUGGCCAGAAGACACAUGAGCAUAAGAUACCAGUAUCCGGGGAGAUGAUCAAGCAUUAUCAACGAUCAUGUUUGCAAAUUAUACAGACUGUAGCUCGGACUUCACCUUCAGUUCAGACAAUCGAACGUGACUUCAAAGAUCUCAUAGAUGAAACUCAGGAUCAUAACGAUCAUCCAGAGAACUGCCUUAAGCACAGCCAACAGCAAGGCCCUCGCCAGAUCCUCUCCAUUCAUAGCUUAAUUGCUAGAUCGGAGUUCAUUGACGAUAGCGAGGAGUUAGCACUCCAGGGUGCACAUGCUGGUGACAACUUCUCUGUCUAUGAGAAGCAUAACCACGAAUACGGCGGACCAUCAGGCACGUUGGAGCUACCACCCUCGUUGCCCAGUUUGGAUCCUGCGGAGGAUAUGACUCCAGACUCAAUUGUGGCAAGCCAAACGUGGCUACAGGGUGGCAAUGCAUUUGAGGGAGCAUGGGAUGAACCCGGAAUAGGGUUUGAUUUGAUCCGACAGAUGCAAUGGGAUGGUAUGGGGUAUUUCUGUUGA
Messenger RNA from Aspergillus pseudotamarii, 1704 nucleotides. RefSeq names its product fungal specific transcription factor domain-containing protein. Gene Ontology annotation, molecular function: zinc ion binding; DNA binding. The transcript is spliced from 4 exons. Lineage: Eukaryota; Fungi; Ascomycota; Eurotiomycetes; Eurotiales; Aspergillaceae. Gene Ontology annotation, cellular component: nucleus. The record is from RefSeq and is a predicted model, not a curated record. The coding region runs from base 1 to 1704 and encodes 567 amino acids. Gene Ontology annotation, biological process: DNA-templated transcription.